Messenger RNA from Beta vulgaris subsp. vulgaris (sugar beet), 850 nucleotides. RefSeq lists its product as uncharacterized. The record is from RefSeq and is a predicted model, not a curated record. Lineage: Eukaryota; Viridiplantae; Streptophyta; Magnoliopsida; Caryophyllales; Amaranthaceae. The transcript is spliced from 5 exons. Bases 32 to 850 code for a protein of 272 amino acids.
UACGAAAGGAAAGCGAACUAGAGGACCAACUAUGUGCAAAGAUGUCCAUGCAUGGACAGCAGAGGACCGCAAGCCUAUUAUUCUUAAUGAAAUGGGGAAGCCUAUUGGUCCAGAUAAGAAAACUGUAGACAAAUUUUCAAGAUUCCUUGGUACUUUAGCUCGUAAUUCUUCUCUAGCACCAUUGAACAAGCUUAAUUGGCAUCAUGUUGUAGACAAGGACAAGAUUUGGAGUUAUGUUAAGAUACAAAGUGAAAAGAAAAGAGAAAGCAGGUUAAUUCAAACUGAUAGGCACACUAUGGGUCCAACAAGCUUUGUUAGGAAACAACAUGAAUUGCAACAACAAGAUGCUGAGAAAAAGCCACCGUCACAAGCACUAUUGUAUAAAGAAACUCGAAAAAGGAAAGCAGACAAAAACUACAAAACAUCCUUUGAGCCUAUACAAAGGAACAUUGAGAAGAUGGAGGAGGUCCAAAAGGAAAGUCAAAUUAAUGGAGAUGAUGCAUAUUAUAAAGUUAUGAAUAAAUCAGAAAAGUUGAAGAAAUGUGCAAUCAAAGGAAAGUGUAAGGGAGAUUAUGUGGGCGGUGUAGUCAUUCCAGAUGAGUUUUUGCAAUCAUAUAAAGACCAAAUUGUGAAAGACACUGUUAGAGAAGUAAUGAAAACGUUCGAGCAACAACUUGAACCACGGAUGUUUGCUAAUUUGUCUCAUUCACUUGAAAAUGUGUCCACUAUUCAUAAUAUUACAAAGCAUCUUCAUGAAGGCACUACUGAUAAGAGAAGGAUAAGGUUGGAGUCACAAGUGAAUAUUUGCAAGUUGAAGCUAAUACGAGCUGGAGCUGGAGUAGUGUUAUAG